Molecule: messenger RNA, 3750 nt
Organism: Passer montanus (Eurasian tree sparrow)
Lineage: Eukaryota; Metazoa; Chordata; Aves; Passeriformes; Passeridae
Gene: MIPOL1
Product: mirror-image polydactyly 1
Exons: 13
Coding region: 675-2024 (449 amino acids)
Source: RefSeq, a predicted model, not a curated record
CUGCAUUGGUUUCUCUGUAACUCAGCGACGAAAAGUGUGGCGGGGAAGGCGUCCGAGCAGGGCAACUACGUUUUCUGUCCCGUAUCCAGGCGCUGGAGGCGGAUCCCGGCCGUGGACUGCCCCGAGCGCGGCUCCAGCGCUUCGGGCCGGCUGCGCUGCGGGGCAGCGGCGGCUGCUGCCGUUGAAGGGGCCCGCCCGCCACUCUUAUCGCCCGCGGGGCUGCAGGGCGUGUGUGGCGCAGAUACACCGCGGAGCCGCGGAGCGCCCCUUCACCCGCUUGCCCCACCGGCGGGCCCAGCACCGUUACAGAAGCUGCUCCGGGACCCCCGGGCUUGGGUCUCCUCCGGGGCCCGCCUGCGCCGCUCGGCGGGGGAGGAGCCGCCGCUGAGCCGGCUCGUUCCCCGCCGCCCGAGCAGCGCGGAGCGGGGGAGGCGGCGCGGCCGCCCGCGCCUCAAGUUGGCGGAGCGCCGGCGGGGGACGGGCAGAGCCCUCCCGCCCACGAGGAACGCGCGCACUCACCCGCCGAGCCUCCGGCGACGACUUGCUAAUCCAAAAGUAAAUGAGGAACUUAGGAAAAGAUUGCCAACUUCAAAUCAACACAGUUACACAGAAUUGAAGAAGAAGCAUACAGCUUCAUUUGAGGGAUUCUUUUAAGGGACUCAGUGUUCUGCGAUAUGAGCUCUGAAACCUUCAAGCAAAAACUGGACUCAGUGCCAGAUCAAACAAGUUCAGAGGAACAAAUGGAGAACUGGUCAAAAGAAACAUACAUCUUGGAUCAGAAAAAAGAAGACUUUUGUGCUGAACUUCAAUUUUAUAAGAAUUCCCAAAAACACACAGAAUUUUUGAUCCAGGCAGAAACCGAAGCACCGAAACUUUCAGAUUUGCGAGUAACCAGUCAAAGAGGAGGAUUCCUAACUGACUGUAAUUCUGGCUCAGAAGAAUCAAGCAGUGUAGAAAGAAAGGAUAACAGGAUGCUCCCUGAAUUUAUAUCCUCAUGGAAUAAUGCUGAAGAUUUAGGUGGAAGAACAGAAACUGCAUUCCUUUUAAAAGAAUUGGACACUCUGAGGGCCAAAAAUAAAAAGCUUCAAGAUAAGCUGGCUGAAAAGGACAAGGAGCUGAAGACAAUGAAACUGGACUUAGAAUUGCAAGAUAGAGCUACAGAAGCUAAGAUUGCAGAAAGGAUUGCAGCUCUGGUGGAAGAAGUUUAUUCUGCUCAACGGGAACGUGAUGAGGCUGUCAUGGCAAGGCUUAGGUUAGCCAAUGAAGAGAGAGAUGAGGCAUUUCUGCGAGUCCAGCGUUUAGAAGAGUCUCUCAAAGAGCUAGAAAAUAUUAACCCUGAAGAAAAUGACAUGACAUUACAGGAAUUACUGAACAGAAUAAACAAUGCAGACACUGGGAUAGAUAUACUGAAGAAUGGAGCUAUAAUUCUGAACCGAAUACACAGGACCAAAGAACGUAAAAAGAAAAUAAUAGCUGAGGAAAUGAAUGCAGUAAUAGAGCAACGGGAUGCUGCUUUAUCUCAAUGCAAACGGCUGGAGCAGGAGCUUCAUCAUCUGAAAGAGCAGAACCAGACUUCAGCAAACAACACGAGACAUAUGACUGCUGAAAACAAUCAAGAACGUGCUCUGAAGGCAGAACUGAUAACUUUGCAACAAGUAAAGGAAGCUGCUCUUCAACAGUGCAAAAAACUAGAGGAAGAAGUCCAAACAUUGCGUGUUUAUUACAGGUUAUACAAGUCUUUGUCUGAAGGAUUGAGUCUGAAGAACCAGCCUAACUGUGCUUUCAGUACUUCUGAAGGUGAACUGCAGGGAAGGGAGGAUGUUGUGACCCUAACCUACGGCCAGAUUGAAGAACUGGCAGCUCAGCUGCAGCAAACUCGAUCAGAACAAAAGGACACCGAGCUGAAGCUCCAGAAAGCCCUGGAAGCUUCACAGGAGGCCAAUGAAAAAGUUCAAAAGUUGGAAAGGCUGGUGGACGUCCUGAGGAAGAAGGUUGGAGCAGGGACCAUUAGGACCGUGAUCUGAUUGAAAGCUCUAGUCUAAGGAAGCUUUCACAUCUGGUGACCAGGCUGCUUCAUUCAGCACUGUGUAAACACUGAAGCCUUAACUUAGCAAACAGUUGUUAGAAGUGGGACACUCCAGCGACAUUCCAAGCUGAGAUAAAAUCAAAUCAUAAAUGUUUAACUACUUUGCUGCUGAGUUCUGUGAUUUGUUAAAAUGUUUCACUGCAAACAUGUGUUUGUUUUUAACCAAAUGCAUUGUGGCACGGCGUAUUGUGAAAAAUUAUGUAGAUGCUUAUUUUAACAGUCUGUCCUCUCCAUGUUAGACUAUAGUCUGCUGUAAGGCACAGCAUGGUCAUUUUUUUAAAUACUGCGGGCUUCAGGUUCAAAAUGCUGCAAAGCAGUUUCAACAUUUAAGGUCCCUUAUUUUAUUUGUGAGGCUGCAAAUAGUCCAGUAUUUGUAUGUUAAAUAUAUUAGUUGAUAAAGUAGGUUCACGUUCAAGAAAUAUCUCUGGCUGGUAUAUUGGAUAUUUUUUUCCUCCUUACUCAUAGCCCAUUGAAUUGCAGGUAGUAACUGUGGCUACAUCAAAGGGCAGGAUAAAUGUAUACCUUUAUACAACAGUUGAGUAACUUCUGCUAGUACAUGGCAUUUUCAGUGUACAUUAGAAAGAAAUUUACAUUUAGGUUUCACUAGAAGUACAGCUUAAAAAAUUACAAUAUGAAAGCCUUAUGACACUGUACAAUAUCUCAGACAGUGGAGAAAGUUUCCUGUAUUGUUUUUAGUCACUCCUCUGUCCUUUUAAAUGACGGAAAAGCUCUCGGAUUUCAGAAAGCACCUUCUAAAUUAAAAAGUCACCUCUUCAGUGUUUGCCUCUUCUCAUCCCAUUCCUACAAGCCUCUGAUUGCCGUGCAGUGCAGGAGUACCAUCCAGGUUGGGUUUGAGGCUAAACUGUCAAUCCUCAGCUUUUUGUACUCAUGAAGUACCCUAGGACUUAAAGGCUGAAGCAUGGAAUCUGACAGGGAGGGGAGAAACUGAGGGCUGAGGAGGAAUUUGAGGUACACAGACAUUAUAAACUCUAAGAUUCAUUACAGUUGAACUUAGAGUUAUGUUUGUGACCCAGCCAUCUCCCUGUAUGAACAGUCAGGCCAGUACUCGUAUAAUCCUGCUCAAGAAAGCAGCUGUAAUCUCUGAGAACUCCAAACUCAAUAAAGAAUCUCAGCAACCAGCUGGGCUUUAGUGUCUCCUAAGGACCAGCCAACUCAGGCAAGGUGGAUGUAACUCCUGAGGCUUCCACUUGUUCUGCUUUGCUUUAUGUUUAAUGUUGUUACAUGGUCUUGCCUCUUAAUGCUUGCUUGUUGAGAUGUUGUGAUAGUGCCGUCUCUCUGAAGAAAAUGAAAUUUUAGUUUUAGGUGUAGAGAGAGACAUUUUAAUGUCUGUUUUUUCUUUCAAACACUUAAAUGUUAAACCUUCUUCAUCUACAGACCUAAGCCCCUCCUAGUUUCAGUUGACCAAACCUAACCUCUUGCAGGGAGAUAAGUAGCAUCCCUCCAAGCCGCAUUUACCCAAGUCACUUCUAGAAAUUUCUGAAGUGCUCCUUUUUGACCUUUGGUCAAUCCUAAGAUAGCCAGUGAGUCUGGAGCCUCUCCCCCACACCUAUUCAGUGGGAAGAAAUUUUAAUGCUUCCAAACCAGAGGAUUGCCACCCCCCAGAUUCCAGCCCCUUCACCAUCUCCUGUGUGCUGCUGUUCAGC